Messenger RNA from Kazachstania africana CBS 2517, 1071 nucleotides. It is a transcript of the gene TLG2, whose product is annotated as t-SNARE syntaxin TLG2. Gene Ontology annotation, biological process: vesicle fusion; vesicle-mediated transport; intracellular protein transport. Gene Ontology annotation, molecular function: SNARE binding; SNAP receptor activity. Lineage: Eukaryota; Fungi; Ascomycota; Saccharomycetes; Saccharomycetales; Saccharomycetaceae. Gene Ontology annotation, cellular component: SNARE complex; membrane; endomembrane system. The record is from RefSeq and is a predicted model, not a curated record. Bases 1 to 1071 code for a protein of 356 amino acids. The transcript has a single exon.
AUGUUCAGAGAUAGAACUAAUCUGUUUUUAUCGUAUCGUCGUACGUUCAGCCAUUUUGCAGAUUCUUUAGGGACUAAGAAUAAUAAUAUUAACGAUGAAUUCGUUGGCGAUGGCAACGAUAUUGAGCUGGAAUCAUACCCAAUGAUAACUCACAAUCAAGAGAACAACACGCUGCCACCAUUGUUUGUUGACAUUGCUCGCGAUAUUGAUGAAUACUUGGACCAAACUAACAGGCGAAUGGAACAGCUGAUGAAAUUGUAUCGAAAGAAUUCGUUGCCAGGGUUCGAGGACAACACUAAAGAUGAGAAAAUGAUUGAAGAAUUGAGUAUUAAAAUUCUGGAGCUUUUUCAAAGAUGUUAUAACGUAAUUAAAAAAUUAAAGACCAUCUUCCAGGAACAAUUUUUACAAGGUAAACAACUAAAUAAGAGUGAAUUGAUCAUACUAGACAAUCUAACAAAGCAAUAUGCUGAUAAGAUACAAUGGGAAUCAAAUAAAUUCAGAAUUUUACAAAACAACUAUUUGAAAUAUCUCAAUAAAGAUGAUUUGAAACCUAUACUGCCAAAGAAUAAUAAAGAAUCUUCUCAGCUACUGUUGCUAGAGGAAGAGAACGUGGGAGGUAAAGAAAGACUAGAUCGUGAUAUUGAAAGUUAUUCGAGGCAUACGUUACAAACCCAAAUGAAUAAAAGAUCAAAUGAGCGAUAUUUACAAGAACGUGAUGAAGAAAUCACAAAGUUAGCGACUAGUGUCUUUGAAGUCAGCACUAUCUUCAAAGAAAUGCAACAUUUAAUUAUUGAUCAAGGCACUAUAGUAGAUAGAAUUGAUUAUAAUUUAGAAAAUACAGUUAUUGAAUUGAAAAGUGCAAACAGAGAAUUGGAUAAAGCGACACAUUAUCAAAAGAGAACUCAAAAAUGUAAAAUUAUUUUGUUUCUAUCGUUAUGUGUCCUUGUCUUAUUUUUCUUAGUGAUGUUGAAACCACAUAAUAAGACAGUGUACAAAACAGUACCUCCACCAAAGCCCGUUGAAGAAAUAUCGAUAGAAGAACCAGCAAAUUUAGAUAAGGUCAUGGCUUGA